AUGCAUCGAGUGUCGAAUGGCAGCGUCGCCUCGGGCGACAGUCGCCGUAAUAGUAUGGUAGACGCAUGUGGACGAUUCUGUAGUCAGCCGACAAAUGGAGCACCUGAAUUACUGAUAGCGUUAUGCUACGAUACAGAUCACGGAUGUCUUACAGUAGGUAUAGAGCGAGGCUCGUCGCUUGGAGACAAGAACAGACCAACUGAUACAUUCAUCAAAAUCAUUGCAUUGGGUGAAUUUGGCAAUGAGUUAUGGCGUCAGAAAACUGAAGUGGUGAAGGGAUGCUCAGAACCGCAGUAUGAACAUUCUGCAUCAAUACAGGUGAACUAUUUAAAUAUUGCAACAGCCCCUCCCAAUUUAUUCGGUUAG
Cooperia oncophora is the source of this 366-nucleotide messenger RNA. NCBI's taxonomy places the organism in Eukaryota, Metazoa, Nematoda, Chromadorea, Rhabditida, Trichostrongylidae. The record is from the annotation of a GenBank genome assembly.